Molecule: messenger RNA, 1109 nt
Organism: Dromaius novaehollandiae (emu)
Lineage: Eukaryota; Metazoa; Chordata; Aves; Casuariiformes; Dromaiidae
Gene: ZMAT5
Product: zinc finger matrin-type 5
Exons: 7
Coding region: 494-1006 (170 amino acids)
Cellular component (GO): U12-type spliceosomal complex
Molecular function (GO): zinc ion binding
Source: RefSeq, a predicted model, not a curated record
AGCGCUGGGGCUGCCGGGAGAUGUAGGCGCGGCUCCGCCCGGCGGCAGGUGAGUGCCCGGGCCCGGCGGGCUCCUGUGGCCAGGGCAGCUGCAGAGCCGUGAGCGGGCGCCCCCUUCCCUUUUCUGAGUAAGCCUCAUUAGCGGGGAGUCACGCGAAGGAGGUGAGCGUCGUCGUUCCUAAGUGUUUGCAGAAGCGCUGGCGUUUACCACAGAGGCCUCGGGAAGAGAGUGAAGUUGCACCGAAACAAAGGAAAUCCCGUUCCUGCUUGCCCUCCUCUGUGCACGUUUCUUUUAUCUUGCUGUUUAACCUCGGCAAGGAUAGAGGGACCACGUUGCCCAGUCUGAUCUGAGCGCUGGUAGGAAAGAGAGCAGGAGCUGUAAAUCUUGGAUCCUUCAGCUUGUGCUUCUCCAUCACCGGGGCAGACAUGGCUGGGUGCUGAGGAGCUGUCUGAUGGUUCCCAGGCCACGCUGAUGCUGUUUUGCCGGAAGAGAGAUGGGGAAGAGAUACUUCUGUGAUUACUGUGACAGGUCCUUUCAGGACAACCUUCACAACAGGAAGAAACACCUCAAUGGAGUGCAGCAUCUCAGGGCUAAGCGAGUCUGGUAUGACCUGUUCCGAGAUGCGGCUGCUAUCCUGCAAGAGGAGCAGAGCAAGAAACCUUGCCGGAAGUUCCUGCAGACAGGACAGUGUGAUUUUGGGUCCAACUGCAGGUUCUCCCACAUGACGGAGCAGGACCUGGAGAAGCUGAGUGCCCAGGUGCAAGGGGAGCAGAGAUCGAAGGAGCUGCGGCAGGAAGGAGCAGAUGUCCCACUUGGCACCAUCGAGGACUGGCUGGAGAAGAGAGCAAAGAGACUGAGUGCAGCUCAGAAUAACAGCACUCUGCCGGGGAAACCCGCGCCUUUCCAGUACCCGCCAGGCUGGCCGGCCGCCCAGGACCUGCCGCCGUCCCUGCAGGCUCCCCCGCCGGGGGGCUGGCCGCUCCCGCCCGGCCUGCAGUGGGGCUGAGACCCCCAGCGGCUGCUGUGCUGCGCCUGGGCUUCUUAUCUGCUCCCAGAAAUGGAUUAUUUUGUAGAUGUUUUUAUAUUAAUAAAAAUCUUCUGUGCCUGCA